Phragmites australis (common reed) is the source of this 1743-nucleotide messenger RNA. Its product is annotated as very-long-chain aldehyde decarbonylase GL1-11-like. Lineage: Eukaryota; Viridiplantae; Streptophyta; Magnoliopsida; Poales; Poaceae. Gene Ontology annotation, molecular function: iron ion binding; C-4 methylsterol oxidase activity. Gene Ontology annotation, biological process: 4-alpha-methyl-delta7-sterol oxidation; sterol biosynthetic process. The transcript has 6 exons. The record is from RefSeq and is a predicted model, not a curated record. Bases 825 to 1472 code for a protein of 215 amino acids.
UUCUCUCGCAUCUUACCUACACACACACACAUCGGUUGAUUUGAUUCAUUCAUCCCUCAGUCCAAUCAAUGUCAGUAUGUGCUUCUCUUCUCUAUACAUGAAAUUGAUUUUGCGGAUGAAAGGAAACUAGAUAAACAUUAUUGGUUUACAGCAACAGUAAACGGACGGGACAGACUGGAGACAUGGAGAGGCAAACUUUUCCUCUUCUGUAAAGAUAGAUAUGGAUCCAAUCACAAAGCUCCCCAUAAUGGCGAGAAAGACAGCGGAAGCUGAAAACGAUGCUUCUGAUUAUUUCCAGAUGUAUACACCAGACAUGAGUAGGCAGCCUCACCUUUUCAUUCGCUUCCUUUUCCACGGAACCAAGUCUUGUGGGUUUCUGUUAUCCCUAGAGCUAUAUAUGCCUCAUGUCCAAAUCAAGUUGCCUAGAAAGCCAAGGAUGGGAAGAACUCCGUCAGAGUGCCCUGCCCAGCUUAAUGCGUGUUUUCACUUCUCACACAUCACAAAGUUAAGCCACCUUUUUUUUGGUCAAAAGCCCACCAUUAUUGCUUUUUCACUGUGGAGGCAGGAGCGCUCUGUGAUCUUGCAUAUAUUGGCUAGAGUAAAGUGCAUGGGCGGUCCUCAAACUUGUAAGGGUGUGUCAUCUAGGUCCCCGUACUCCGAAAUUGCAGAUCCACACCCCUAAACUUGUCAAGUGUGUCAUCUAGGUCCAAGACGCUGAUGUGACAUGCUGACUGUGUGCCACCAUGGAAACCCGUCAUUGUAGGCUGGCGAAGGGGAGGCAAAACGAAAAGGAGGGGAAAUGUCCAAUCUAACGAAAUCGCCGAAUGCCAAAUUAUGCAAUGAAGAAGAGCAACACCUCUGCUUAUCAAAACAGAUGUGUCCUGCGUCUCAUUCUCUACCAUGUCUGCGUGAACUUGCCUGUCAUGAUCUUCUCCUAUCCCGCCUUCAAAUUCAUGGGCCUUAGGAGCUCUCUUCCUCUGCCACACUGGACGGUUGUUGUAUCUCAAGUUCUUUUCUACUUUGUACUUGAGGAUUUUAUAUUCUAUUGGGGGCACAGGGCACUGCAUACCAAAUGGCUAUACAAGCAUGUUCACAGCGUCCACCACGAAUAUGCUACACCCUUUGGGUUAACUUCUGAGUAUGCUCACCCUGCUGAAAUUUUGUUCCUGGGGUUCGCCACAAUUGUUGGUCCUGCUCUUACUGGCCCUCAUUUGUUCACCCUGUGGUUAUGGAUGGUGCUGAGGGUAUUGGAGACAGUUGAAGCUCACAGCGGCUACCACUUCCCGUGGAGCCCAUCGAAUUUCCUGCCACUGUAUGGCGGCUCCGAUUUCCAUGACUACCAUCACCGUGUGCUCUACACCAAGUCGGGGAACUACGCCUCUACUUUUGUUUACAUGGACUGGUUGUUUGGGACGGACAAGGAUUACCGCAUGGCAAAGGCCAUCGAGGAGAAAGAGGGGAAGAAUUUGUAAAUUGUGGGAGCUGUUCUCGUAGCCGAGACAUGAAAACUGAUGUGUUGUUCUGGUGAUAGCAUUGGUGUUCAUGGCAUAAGAGAAGUGGAUACUAGAGGUUGAGAUUUUCAUUUCCCAUGUGUUGCUAUGAUCAUGAGAUCGAUCCAGGCCACCUUGAUAUGAUUUGUCCUGAAUUAAAUUUGAUGUGUCCUGUUGGGUGUUUGUGUUUGUUUGGACGGGAUGUAUACAUAACAUGGCAGAGUAAUAUCUAUCUGAACCAGUAGGUUUUCAA